UUUACUUCCUUGUUCAACACAAGCUGGCUCGGGGUGAUUCAAGUGAUGUGAGGAGAACAGCACCUGACCUGUGCAAGAUGUGUUUUGUUGUCUGUCUUCUCAUGAUCAUGCACGCAAUGUCGGUCAUAGCUGCGCAAGACUGUGUAGAUGGAUAUUACGGAGGAAACUGUUCACAGCAGUGUGGUUCUUGCAAAGAUGGUACUCAUUGCAACAAAAGUAAUGGUGAAUGUCCACAGGGAUGUAAGACCAACUUCCAAACACCAUAUUGCAAAGACUGUGAAGAUGGAUAUUACGGAGGAAACUGUUUACAGCAGUGUGGUUCUUGUAAAGAUGGUACUCAUUGCAACAAAAGUAAUGGUGAAUGUCCACAGGGAUGUAAGACCAACUUCCAAACACCAUAUUGCAAAGACUGUGUAGAUGGAUAUUACGGAGGAAACUGUUCACAGCAGUGUGGUUCUUGCAAAGAUGGUACUCAUUGCAACAAAAGUAAUGGUGAAUGUCCACAGGGAUGUAAGACCAACUUCCAAACACCAUAUUGCAAAGACUGUGAAGAUGGAUAUUACGGAGGAAACUGUUUACAGCAGUGUGGUUCUUGUAAAGAUGGUACUCGUUGCAACAAAAGUAAUGGUGAAUGUCCACAGGGAUGUAAGACCAACUUCCAAACACCAUAUUGCAAAGACUGUGAAGAUGGAUAUUACGGAGGAAACUGUUUACAGCAGUGUGGUUCUUGCAAAGAUGGUACUUAUUGCAACAAAAGUAAUGGUGAAUGUCCACAGGGAUGUAAGACCAACUUCCAAACACCAUAUUGCAAAGACUGUGAAGAUGGAUAUUACGGAGGAAACUGUUCACAGCUGUGUGGUUCUUGUAAAGAUGGUACUCGUUGCAACAAAAGUAAUGGUGAAUGUCCACAGGGAUGUAAGACCAACUUCGAAGCACCACAUUGCAAAGACUGUGUAGAUGGAUAUUACGGAGGAAACUGUUCACAGCAGUGUGGUUCUUGUAAAGAUGGUACUCAUUGCAACAAAAGUAAUGGUGAAUGUCCACAGGGAUGUAAGACCAACUUCCAAACACCAUAUUGCAAAGGCUGUGAAGACGGAUAUUACGGAGGAAACUGUUUACAGCAGUGUGGUUCUUGCAAAGAUGGUACUUAUUGCAACAAAAGUAAUGGUGAAUGUCCACAGGGAUGUAAGACCAACUUCAAAGCACCACAUUGCAAAGACUGUAAAGAUGGAUAUUACGGAGGAAACUGUUUACAUCAGUGUGGUUCUUGCAAAGAUGGUACUUAUUGCAACAAAAGUAAUGGUGAAUGUCCACAGGGAUGUAAGACCAACUUCAAAACACCAUUUUGCAAAGUUUGCAAGGAUGGCGUGUUUGGCACUGACUGUAGCAAACACUGUAAAUGCAGAAAUAGAACUGAAACAUGUGACAAGGUGACAGGUAACUGUAGAAGUGGAUGUCCUGCUGGGAUACGCGGAUCUGGAUGCCAGGAGGAAUGUGCGGACUACACAUACGGCUUCAACUGUUCCGGUGUCUGCAGCUGUCUGAACCAGUGUGAGGUGUGUGAGAAGAUGACGGGGGAAUGUCAAACUGGAUAUCACACUACAACAGCGGAGAAGAGCACAGCGAUUCCUUUGAAGAACGAAAAUAUUGGACACAAGACAGAUGUUCGUUUCAUCGUAGUGUGUUGUCUGAUGGUGGUGCUUGGCGUUUACUCAGCUGCAGCCACGACUCUCGUUUUCAGACUUAAACGAAAAAAUGCCAAAACCCAAGCUGAACUAGAGAAGCAGUAUAUGUCACUGGAGACUCGGGGGGGAUCCUCCGUCUAUGACGUCAUUGACGGAACUCAUACAUACAUCAAUGACGUACAACCUGAGAACAGUGUUUAUGAAAACACGACCAGGCGUGUCAUGAAACGCGAUGAACAUUCAUUAUAGCAUGCCUGAUGCCUUCACGAGAACAGUCAACAUGAUGGAGACACACGUGACAGAUGUCAUGUCCAAGUCCAUAUUGAAAUCAAAGAUGAUCUUGAAGAAGACCCAUGUCAUGUGUGGUCCUGAAGAUGAAUUGUCUCAAAAUGAAAGACAAUAAUACUUAAGGCAUGCACUUAUAUUCGACUAUUAGGAUAAACAGUGAGUGAGUGAGAAUGGUUUUACAUCGCUUUUAGCAAUAUUCCAGCAAUAUCACGGCGGGGGGCACCAGAAACGGGCUUCACACAGUGUACCCAUGUGGGGAAUCGAACACGGACCUUCGGCGUGACGUAUGAACGCUUUACCCACUAGGCUACCCCACCACCCCCUGACACACAGAGGGAAUUCAAGUUUGACCAACUCCUCUUGAGUCCCAUACCCCCGAAUUUUCAACAUGAAAAGGUACACAAGGUACCGCCGAUCUCACAUUUCACGCCUUGGCGAUUCAUUACAUCACAUCAAUAUUUUCUUGAACAGACCGACUCCACUUGACACGGAGAAUUAGCAUUGUGACCGUUGGGAGGGGUUCAGUGAUCAGGGGUAUGUCGGUGUAUGUCGCGUGUCAAGUCGAGUGGUGUGUUUGGUGUGUGCUUCAAGAUUGAUCAAAGGCGGUGCAUUUUGGAUAAAAAAAAUUAAAUGUACGUUCCCCCGUCUUUCAAAUUCAAAUACAGUUUUUCUCGGGUCAUAAUGUUAGAUAUGUGCAAUGUAUCGAGUAAUCUUACAAAAGUUUGAAUGAACGCAACAGCAGUUUAUGUGAGGACAGUCAGCAGAAGAAUAACUAAGUCUAAUCAUGUUAAAGUGUUACGUAUAUAUUGUUCUAUUCAUUCUUGUAGUCAUCCUUCUAAAACUGAUUACAUCUGUAUCUUUAAGUAAGUUUUCUCUGAAAUGUCUUGAUAAUGAUGACAGCAAUUUCCAGUAAUAAAAACGUGUAUUAUGUUUA
This is a messenger RNA of Haliotis rufescens (red abalone), 2907 nucleotides long. Its product is annotated as multiple epidermal growth factor-like domains protein 10. Gene Ontology annotation, molecular function: protein binding; scavenger receptor activity. NCBI's taxonomy places the organism in Eukaryota, Metazoa, Mollusca, Gastropoda, Lepetellida, Haliotidae. Bases 78 to 1934 code for a protein of 618 amino acids. The transcript has 16 exons. The record is from RefSeq and is a predicted model, not a curated record.